Messenger RNA from Caenorhabditis briggsae, 189 nucleotides. Lineage: Eukaryota; Metazoa; Nematoda; Chromadorea; Rhabditida; Rhabditidae. Bases 1 to 189 code for a protein of 62 amino acids. The transcript has a single exon. The record is from RefSeq and is a predicted model, not a curated record.
AUGUUCAAUCUAUUAGUUAUCAAUUUUCCAGUCACUGUCGUAGUUCCUUGUGUCAAUGCUAUUCAAUUCAUCGCCACCUUCAUUGUAGGGAUAUCUAUGGGUGAACAAAUGCAGCAAUCCACAGUGAAGCAAAGGACUGGAAUGGUUUUAGCAAUGAUUGCAAUACUCGGAAUGCUUGUAAUUGAGUAG